Formica exsecta is the source of this 1235-nucleotide messenger RNA. It is a transcript of the gene fy, whose product is annotated as protein fuzzy homolog. The coding region runs from base 528 to 1172 and encodes 214 amino acids. Gene Ontology annotation, biological process: vesicle-mediated transport; non-motile cilium assembly. Lineage: Eukaryota; Metazoa; Arthropoda; Insecta; Hymenoptera; Formicidae. The record is from RefSeq and is a predicted model, not a curated record. The transcript has 3 exons.
UUACUAGUGAAUACGGCCAAUAGCAGAAAGGGAAAAGGAGAGAGAUGAAUAUUUGAAAUUAUAAUAUUUUUAAUAUAAACUGGAUAUUUCUUAUAUUUAUUUAUUAAUUAAAAAAGUAAUAAAAAUUAAAGGAAUAAUAAGAAUGAAAAAAUUUGUUAAAACAUAGUUGAUGAUGAUUUGAUUUCUGUGCGCAGAUUAUGAUUGACAAAAAAAAAACCAUUUUACUUGGGAAUACUUUCGCUUGAUUUUGCUACAGGAUAUACAGCAAACAAUUAUCAGACUGUCAAAAACAAUUAUCAAUCAGAUUGUCAGAGUUUUAAGUUAUAUCUUACGAAAAGUUUAUCAAUUCUAGAUGUGUUUAUUUACAUAUAUAUACAUUGUUUUAUUUAGCAUCCCAAGAUGAGAAAUGCAUAAUUAAUUAAGAUACAGAUAGCUGAUUUUUAAAUUCAGAACAUUUUUACAAUCUUAAAGAUUCGAAGAUACUCAAUAAUAGUGUAAAUUGCAAUAUUUGCAAAAUCUAAGCGAGAAUGUCAGCAUAUGUUAUGUGCUUAACUUCUUCUGGAGGGAUUCCUUUGUUUUCUCGCCAGAAGGGAGACAGUGAUACAAUGACAUUUUCAAAAAUUGCAUCCCUCAAUGGAAUUCAUAUGUUCUUAAAAUCACAAGAUAUCAGUUUGUUAAGUACUGACUUGCCAGAUAUGACAGUAAUAUGGAAAGAAUUUGAGCAAUGUAUUAUAUUAAUAGCAAUUGCAAGCGGAGUAACAAAAUAUAUAUUGGAUAAAUUUCUGGAUGCUACUUUUGGUGCAAUGGUCCUUUUCACUGGCAUCGAUGAAAUAAAAAAUUCUAAAAAUAUAGAGAGACUUAAAAAGGACAUGCGUCUCUGUAGUUCUAUUAUUGAUAGCUUAAUGGAUUGUUUGGACAUAGGAGAUAAAAUUUCUACAAAAACCAAUAUGAUUAAUAUGACAGAAUGCAUCAUAUCAGAAAAUAUUUUGCUUCAGAUAUGUAUUCAAGACUUGUUUGGAAGGAUUUAUGGAAUAUCUGGACUCAAUAUAUGGAUGUGUUCUGGUGCAUGGUUGUGUGGCAGCUGCUACAGAAGGCUGGUGGUCCCUAGAUCCUGUGGAAAGAAAAUUGUUAACGAUAGCAAUUACUUCAGAGAGUAUUUGUACUACACAUGAUAUUCCAGUUUUUUUACCUUGUAAAAGUCCAAAUGUAAGCAUUUUUCAAGAAAUGUGUAUAUA